AUCACCAAUUUCUCAAACCGAGUCAUCAAUCUUUCACACCUCCAUUUCCAAGAAAAUCUCUAGGCGUCAGAAGAGCACAUCAACAAUGACAGCCCCAUUCCCUCAAGCCGCCUAUAAAAUCACAACCCCGCGGCUCAUCAUCCGCAGUGCCGUCACUGACGAUGCAGAGGCUCUCUGCCGCCUCCUCUCGACGCCGGAGAAUCACCCCUUCGGAGGCGCUCAGACGAACAUCUCUCCCGAUAUCAUACGUGGCCGCAUUGAGAGGUGGGGACCGGAGUAUGCGUCUGGGAAGAAAGCUAUUUUGAUGAUUACAAUUCGGGAGACGGGCGAGUUGAUCGGAUUUGGCGGAUUCAACUGCUUUGAGACUGCCGAGGGGGAGACGUGUGAUGUUGCGCUGAAGAGGAUGAGAGAUGAAGGAUAUCAGGAGGGAAGUGAGGAGGCCCUGGGAGAUAACGUUGCUGGGGAGGCUCCGCGUCGUCAUACCACGCCGUAUCUUACCGACUUUGGGGUGUCCCUCGAUCAUCGUUACUGGGGCAAGGGGUACGGUAGGGAGGUCUUGAGUGGCCAAGUCGACUUUGCCGUCGAGGGACUCGGCUGCAGUAUUGUACGUGUUGAGACUGAGCUUGAGAAUAAGCCCUGGCGAGAGGUUAUGAGAUCGAUGAAGUUGAGCGAGCUAAAGACGAAGGGCCCGGUCAGCUACGGAGAGAAGGAGGUCGGAUGGGUUUAUAAGAUCGACCCGGCGACGUGGAGGGACGUCAGGGGUAAAUUGGAGCAGAGGGGAAAGUGGCCAUUGUGAUUGGAGAUGUCUUGGCUGCUAGACGUAGGCAUUGUUGUAUUCUCUCUUUAAGGGGCGGGCUUUUUGUUCUGACGUGCAAGUAUUCGAUGUCAACCGCGCUCUGCCCGGCGGCGGGGAGAUAUAUUUCUCAGCGGGAAAGAUACUGGAUAUGGCGAAAGGGAGGAGGAGCUGAGCGGCUAUAUUACCAUGU
Messenger RNA from Colletotrichum godetiae, 986 nucleotides. RefSeq names its product gcn5-related n-acetyltransferase. Lineage: Eukaryota; Fungi; Ascomycota; Sordariomycetes; Glomerellales; Glomerellaceae. Gene Ontology annotation, molecular function: acyltransferase activity, transferring groups other than amino-acyl groups. The record is from RefSeq and is a predicted model, not a curated record. The transcript has a single exon. The coding region runs from base 86 to 796 and encodes 236 amino acids.